Eremothecium sinecaudum is the source of this 405-nucleotide messenger RNA. It is a transcript of the gene POP7, whose product is annotated as ribonuclease P/MRP protein subunit POP7. The record is from RefSeq and is a predicted model, not a curated record. The transcript has a single exon. Gene Ontology annotation, molecular function: RNA binding. Lineage: Eukaryota; Fungi; Ascomycota; Saccharomycetes; Saccharomycetales; Saccharomycetaceae. Gene Ontology annotation, biological process: nuclear-transcribed mRNA catabolic process, RNase MRP-dependent; intronic box C/D snoRNA processing; tRNA 5'-leader removal. Gene Ontology annotation, cellular component: ribonuclease MRP complex; nucleolar ribonuclease P complex. Bases 1 to 405 code for a protein of 134 amino acids.
AUGUCUAAAGGGAAGAGUCUAGUGGUUCGCAAGCAUCCAACGAUCAAGACUUUCAACCAGGAGGCCGUUAAGCGUGUGAUCUAUGUUAAAUCUAAAACGCCGUACGUGAGCGCUCUGAAAAGAGUAAAUAAAAUGCUUCAGAUGUUGGAGAAACAACCCGCUAACACUGACAAAUAUAUUACACUAAUGGGCAUGGGUCAAGCUGUUGAGAAGACCCUUAGCGUUGGAUGUCAUUUUCAAGAGCAUAAGAACCACCGAGUAGUGAUUAAGACGGCCAGUACAGAAGUGGUCGACGAAGUUAUAAAAUACAGCGAUGGAGAGGAUAGUGUGAAUGAAGAAGAUAGAGAGACUGAACUGCAGUUGCGGAAGGUCAGUGGUGUAGAAGUUCGGAUCUACGUGGUGUAA